AGCCGACCAAACGCAAGCGUAUCCAAAGACAAAUUCAACGACGAGAUGCCCACUUGAGAUCGCCGACGUCUCGACAGAAUCCAAGCCGCCGUCUAAAGCUCAAGUCUCGGUCGAGAAUGCUGUCGAUCUCGUCACUCCGAGACAAAAUCCCUUUCAGCGCUGUCAACGUCGGUGUGGGGGGUCUCGUGUUGGCCUCAGUCGUCGUUCUCCUGGUUAAAACUCGCAAUGAUUCGACUAAGCCACAGCUGCGCAAGAUCCACCGCCCCGAUACGACGCUGCCGCUUCUGGAAAACACACUCGAUUUCAUUCGUGCAGCUCGUGAUGGCGACAUGCACGACCGAGCGGUAGAAUUAUGCAGUCAAUUCAAUGGGGAGCCUAUACUCUUUCGCUCCAUAGGGAUGCCUGACGAACUCGUUAUCUCAACCCCCGAAGCAUUCGAAGAUGUUCUCAAAACCCAGUUCAACAACUUCCCCAAGGGAUCUUACAUGUGCCAGAACCUAAAAGACCUUCUGGGUGAUGGUAUUUUCGCUGCCGAUGGGGACUUGUGGGUGCACCAACGCAAGACUGCGAGCAACCUUUUCACAAUGAGAGCACUGAGAGACUCGAUGGCAGCCACGAUUCAACGCCAUGCCGCUGUUCUGUUCGACAUCUUGCAACGUGCAAGUGACAGUGGUGAAACCCUGGAUUUGUUCAGACUACUCAAUCGGUUUACGUUCGAGGCGUUUGCUGAGAUCGGCUUUGGUGUUCGCAUGGGUUGUCUGGACUCGGAUGAGGAACACCCAUUCCAAAAGGCAUUCGACCAUGCACAACGAGCGCUGCUCUUGCGCUUUGUACGUCCGGGUUGGUUCUGGAAAACUCAGCGGUGGCUUGGUGUGGGAGUGGAAGGCGAGCUGAAGAGCGAUAUCGAGGUGAUCAAUACCACUGUGCUGGAGAUCGUCGAAAAGGCUCUAGCACGGCGCUCGUCUAACUGCAGUGAUAGUGGUGUCGACACUGGCAGAGAUAUUGUCUCUCUCUUCCUUGACAGUGUUGGAAGCUCCCCAAAUGCUAACACUCAACAAUUUGACCCAAUGUACCUGCGCGAUAUCGUCGUGAAUUUCUUGAUCGCUGGUCGAGACACGACGGCUCAGACACUGAGCUGGUUCUUUCUAAACCUUACCAAGAACCCUCACGUCGAGACUACCAUCCGUAACGAAAUCGCAGAGAAGAUCCAAAAGUCUGGAGUCGAGGAAGCUGAGACUACCGGCGCAACGAUGCAAGACGUGAGCCAACUCGUCACUCUUGAAGCUGCGUUAAGGGAGACGCUCCGUCUUCAUCCACCUGUGCCGUUGAUCCCUAAGCAUGUGGCGGAGGACACCACCCUUGCUGACGGAACGUUUGUGAAGGGGAACUCCCUGGUUGUCCUCGCAACGUACGCGAUGGCGCGGAUGCAGCACGUAUGGGGCCCCGACGCCGCUGAGUUCAAACCCGAGCGAUGGAUCGACUCCACAACGGGGAAACUGAUCUCUGUGUCCCCUUACAAGUUCGCUUCAUUCAACGCCGGCCCUCGUUUAUGCCUUGGAAUGAACCUAGCUAUGCUUGAGAUGAAGCUGGUCGUGGCAGGCUUGUUGAGCAAGUUUCACAUUGAAGUGCAGGACCCGGACAAGGUGACGUACGAUGUAUCCUUGACGCUGCCAGUGAAGGGCUCUCUCGACGUGAAGAUAUCGCGUACCGUUUCCCCGACAGGGCCAGACUUUGCCUAAGAAUUCGUUGUGGUCACAAGUGAAGGAUGGGAUGCUACCCUACUUCUGGAAUAUCUUUUAUUUUUUACUUUAAAAAGUGAAUUUAUACUUUUUUUCUUAUGAAAAAAGCA
Messenger RNA from Phytophthora nicotianae INRA-310, 1849 nucleotides. RefSeq lists its product as hypothetical. NCBI's taxonomy places the organism in Eukaryota, Oomycota, Peronosporomycetes, Peronosporales, Peronosporaceae. The record is from RefSeq and is a predicted model, not a curated record. The coding region runs from base 117 to 1739 and encodes 540 amino acids. Gene Ontology annotation, molecular function: monooxygenase activity; iron ion binding; heme binding. The transcript has a single exon.